Molecule: messenger RNA, 677 nt
Organism: Stegodyphus dumicola
Lineage: Eukaryota; Metazoa; Arthropoda; Arachnida; Araneae; Eresidae
Gene: Camta
Product: Calmodulin-binding transcription activator
Biological process (GO): regulation of transcription by RNA polymerase II
Cellular component (GO): nucleus
Molecular function (GO): protein binding; double-stranded DNA binding; transcription coregulator activity
Source: RefSeq, a predicted model, not a curated record
UGGAGGAAAUCUUAUGUUUAAAAGUUUAUACAUUGCAUUGAAAAAUCAACGAAUUUCAUUUCUGAUUUUGUUUUAGAUGGAACGCAUUGUAACGCAAUUUCUUUUGUAAAUGAAAGUUAUUGAGGAAAAUCGAAAAUAACUCCCUGUUGUUGUCAUAAUGGUAAUUGUUUGGAUCCACUACAAAUACACUUUGCAUUCUUUAAUCACUAAAUGAUUUGUAUAGGCAUGUAUGUCUAAUGUCUGAUACGAAGCCAUCCAAGCUUCCGGCAAAGAAUGUCAUUCAAGGCACGCUUUUUGCAACACCUGCACAAAUAAGACAGUGGACCUUGUUAAAACCAACUUCUGUCACACCUGUUUCAUCUUGCUCUCACAAAGAAGCUGAAGAGAGCCGACCUGUCCUUCCGGAAAGCCUGGAAAGCAUACCGAAAGCGGAUUAUUUUCCCAACCAGCGUCACCGCUGGAAUACAAAUGAGGAAAUAGCAUCGCUGCUCAUCAGUUUUGAACGUCAUGAAGACUGGUUAUCAAAAGAAGUUAAGAUCAGGCCGAAAAGUGGCUCAAUGCUACUGUACAGUCGCAAGAGGGUACGGUACAGAAGGGAUGGCUAUUGCUGGAAAAAAAGGAAGGAUGGCAAAACCACAAGGGAAGAUCACAUGAAACUGAAAGUUCAAGGUACAGAG